Hippocampus zosterae (dwarf seahorse) is the source of this 1473-nucleotide messenger RNA. Its product is annotated as germ cell-specific gene 1-like protein. The transcript has 5 exons. Gene Ontology annotation, cellular component: plasma membrane. Lineage: Eukaryota; Metazoa; Chordata; Actinopteri; Syngnathiformes; Syngnathidae. The coding region runs from base 29 to 1144 and encodes 371 amino acids. The record is from RefSeq and is a predicted model, not a curated record.
CACUGACCAGCGUCUCCGCCACCCAGGCAUGAUGGCGUUCCUUCAGCAACUACGUUCCCCGGCGCUCUCCUUCAUCCAGACGGUCGCGUCUCUCUGCCUGGCUGCCAUGGCGCUCACGUCCUCCUACUGGUGUGUGGGCAAACAGAAGGUACCCAAGCCUCUGUGCUCCCCCACCAAGCAUAGCAAAUGUAUCCCGGUUCCCGGCCUGUCCAACUCGUCCAGCGUUCAGUUCUCCUGGGAGACGGGAGACGACCGCUUCGUCUUCCCCGCCUUUCACACGGGCCUGUUUGUCACUUGCGAGGAGAACAUCUACACGGAUGCGAGGGAGGAGAAGUGUCGGGGGUUCUACACUUUAACGCCGCGUUCUGAAAGAGCCAUGAUGUGGCUGUCGCUGUCCUUGGAGCUCCUGUACGUGGGUCUGCUGCUCAUCAGCUGCAUCCUGCUCUCUGUGCAGUUGUGCAUCAGGGCCUGGUUCCCCUCCACGCAGCGCUGUGGCCAGCUGCUCAACGCCUUUGCUGCCGUUUUCACAGUCUUGGGAGGUCUGCUUGGAAUGGUGGGUCACAUGAUGUUCAUGCAAGUGUUUCAGACUACAGUGUCCAUGGGCCCAGAGGACUUCAAGCCUCACAGUUAUGGCUACUCUUGGGCGUUUUACGUGGCCUGGGUCGCCUUCACCGUCUGCAUGUCAGCUGGCGUCUCCACCCUGAACAACUACACAAAGAACGUCCUCAUGGUGGCAGCGCGGCUUAACUCCAGCCUCAACCCCUUCAACUUUGUGGGGCUCCUACCCCCGGCGCCAUAUUUCUCUGCGCCGAACUCCGGCGUGGCCCGCGCUUUUCACCAAUCCCACGCGCCAAUCUCCCAUUUGUCCCCUUACUACGAGCAGCCGCCAUCCAAGUCACCACCACCACCACCACCACCACCACCCGGUAAGCCUUCCUACUCCAUUCCUCUACCCUACUCGCCGUCCUCCCACCUCGCGUCCGCAUCCUCUUUGCACCGCUUGUCCCUCCCAUCUCCAUCUCACUCGCCCAGCUUGCCCGCUCUUGUCCGCGGACCCCUGAAAGGUCAUCAAGGACCCCUGAAAGGUCAUCAAGAGAACACGGUCCCCCUUUACACGACGCAGGAUUACUGCAGCCCUCUUUGAACCGUUAUGGUGCAGUUCAUUCGGUCAGGUGCCAACACCGUUUUCAAACUCGUGUGCGGAUCAAAAUCGACCAGUGGUCUGGUUAUGGUUCCCAACAAACUUUGGUGCGAUUCACGUGAUUUAUUUGCCAGUGUCCUGUAGCGGAUAAUAAACAUCCAAUAAUUAUUCCUUCAGAAGAAUUCUGUUUUGUCCUCACCGGCUGUGCGUCCAAACAGAAUAGCGUACACUAUUCCAUUUCACCACAGGGGGCGACAGAACUCACUCACUCCAGCUUUAUCAAAAGAAAGUAAAAAAAUAUUAUGAUAAUAAAGAUAGAAACUAAAUGUUAU